AUGAAACGACUUUAUGUCUUUUUCACUUGCGCGAUAUUCGCCAUUGUAAGUUUCGUUUUGAGAACUUGAAAUGGUGAGUAACUAUUUGAGGAUGCUCACCGACCCGAAAGCUCUGAAGGUCCAGAAAAUGUGGGUUGAGAAAGUCGUCGAAAUCUGACCCCAAAAAAAGAGUAUAAUUGACUGUCAUUCUCAGAACGCUCUAGAGGUGCGUCUGGAAAUGCUGCAAAUCUACGAGAACCCGGAAACUGGAGCCAGAGUCUACUACACCGACGAAGAGUACGCCAAAUGUGAUACGGAGAAAUUUAUCUGCGCAUCAACUCUUGAAAAAUUCAGUUUUCCCGGGCUACGUCCGAAGGGCAACCGAUCCGAGAUGGGGCUUCAUUUCGCCGAGGGCAAAGGGUCUCGAUAAGAUUUGUCCGGCUCUCAUCAAGAUCUUCAGUGUCAUCGACAAAGGUGUGUAGAUUAUUCGAACGAAAACGCUCAAAAGAUUAUGCUUCAAAAAGCGUAAAAACAGGAGCCUCUCGUCUGGUGCCGGAAGCCGAAGUUCGCAGAUACCCUGGAGCCGUGGCCGCUGGCUUUGUCGCUCAUUGGCCUGGCUACUGUAAGUCUUCGGGAGGAUCGCUCGUCGAGCUGUACUCUCCAUUCAAACAAGGUUCACUAUUUUUCUUGAGCUAGAGUGCACUGGGAAUUUAUGGAAGCGGCGCUGUUGCGUACUCUUUAGAAAGUUCCAGAGUACGCCUACACGACCAAUGAAGAUUUGGCCAAGUAUCGCCUCGACUGGAUGAAUGAGCAGUACAGACCGACUAGAGUUCUCGGAUAUAUGUAUAGUGUUGCGCCAAGAAUCACCUUGUUAGUUCAUUUUGAAAUACACCAAAGGAUAGGUAACUUAAAAAUCUUGUCAAAGAGCCAGGAGUGCAGAUAAGCGACCCAUUAGUUAACUUUACGAACGAAUUUCCAAAUCUAUACGCUCAGCUCAUUUCCAGGCAAAAACCAUGGGGCGAGCCACAAGACAGCUACGUCUAUGUGAGUUGAAACUUAAAGUUCCCUCAAUAAAAAAGGAUUCUUUAAGAAUCUCAUAAAUUCAGGACACAAUCCCAGUGUAUUUGGACGCUAUCCGAAAAGUUUUCAAGGAUAAUGGCGUUGCUGGAUUUUCAACCGCACCUAGAGCUAUUCACGACCUGGGUAAGUGGUUCCGUCAAGGAUUAAUAAGAUAUCAUCGGCUGUGCAAAGCCGGUUACAUUGGCUACUUUUCGGUAUUCAGGCUUCAAAUUGGACGCAACCGUCAAUUUGAACUACUCCCUCAUUCAACCAGAGUCCGAUGUCAACACUAUUCAGCGUCACUGUGGAGAUCUCAUUCUCUUACAUGAGACUUAUGUUGAAACUACAGGUUUUCUCGUUAUCAAACCUGAAAAUAUACAAGUUUAAGGGGCCUAUCGCAUCCGGGACCUCAAAAACAAGCUUCUUCAGCCUGGAGAACAGGCAAAUUUCUUGAGCUCUUUACGCUUCUUUAUUUUCUUCUUAUGCUUUUGUACCGCUUGAGCGUCAGGUCGAUGAGACAUCCUGAUUGUGCUUAUCCGUGUACUGACUCUAGUGACAUAUCCGUACUUGUGUGAGACGACUUAGAAUCAUGAAUUCGUGGUUCUUUACUGCCAAAAUUUCUUGAACCCCUUAUUUAGAUCGCGGCGGGGAUCGAACGGUACCUUUCAAACAGUAGACAUGAUCACGACCUGUUGCGCUAAGACGCGCCGCUUAGUUCUUCAUUUUUCAAUAAAAUUAUUCAGAUUGUCCGGAAAAGCGGAUACGUUUUCUUGGAUCCCUUGAAGGCUUAUCGUUGCGCCGGUGUAAUAGCUCCGCUUUACGAGUACCAAGAGAAGGUUUUUCUCAGUUUGACUCAUUUUUUAAACCGAUUGUUUCAGGGAACCAGCAAAUUCUUCAUUGCCGUGGGUCUUAUCGGCGCUCGACAGUACUCGGGGAAUAUCAAUACUUACGAUUAUCAGGGCUUCAUUGGCUACGCCAGCUAUGGAACUUUCGUCUACGUGAAAAAGGCUGAAUGA
This is a messenger RNA of Caenorhabditis auriculariae, 2054 nucleotides long. NCBI's taxonomy places the organism in Eukaryota, Metazoa, Nematoda, Chromadorea, Rhabditida, Rhabditidae. The record is from the annotation of a GenBank genome assembly.